This is a messenger RNA of Xyrauchen texanus (razorback sucker), 1213 nucleotides long. RefSeq lists its product as uncharacterized. Bases 2 to 604 code for a protein of 200 amino acids. Lineage: Eukaryota; Metazoa; Chordata; Actinopteri; Cypriniformes; Catostomidae. The transcript is spliced from 3 exons. The record is from RefSeq and is a predicted model, not a curated record.
GAUGACGUCACCAAAGAAGCUGAAGGUUGAGGUGGAAGGCUUCAUCCAUGAGGUCUCUGAUGUGAAAGAAGGGGCCUCCAGGAAAAAAUACUUCACUGCAGUAAUGCAAGAGGCAAAAAAGCACACCAAAAUGGUGAUAUUCUCACCACAGCGCCAUAAUUGGUUCAACUGUGCAGAAAAAGACGAAAGUCCAGUAAAAGUUGAAAAUAUAAUUCUGAGUCCCUCACGCCAAAAACAAGGAGACCAUGAUAUUUUGGUCAACGAUAAAUCAAGGCUGACUUGCGUGAGAGACCUGGCCUUCGUUUUUGACAAGAAGCCAUAUUCUGAUGUGCACUUAAGAACAUUGAGCGACAUCCUGGCUGAUCCUAGGGAGCAUCAAAGAGUAAAUGUGGUGGUGAAGAUAAUGGAGGAGAGGGAGAAAGGCAGCAGCGUUACAAGGUCAAACAAAAUGAUGAACAGGACGUCGUAUGCCAUCUCUGAUAAGACGGCUUCAAUUUUGAUAACCAUUUGGGGUGAUGACACCCUGAGAAUCGACAAGUGCAGACCUGCCAACCUGUAUGCAUUUUGCGUAGCGGUUACGCAUUUUGAACUCAAAUUACGCUGAUACGAUUUGUCACUCUAAAACUACGCAUAACCUGGUGACCCGCCUCUUUUCACGCGCAGUCCUCAAAUCAAGCAACAGCAAAUGAAUAAGAGUUUGACCAAUCAUAGCGCUGGGUUCAUUUCUCAAACUAGCAAGCGGGGAUGAUUGACAGAUACGUAAGUCAAUAAAGAAUCCCGCUCAAUCCCGCUUCCACUCCCGCGGCCUGCCGUCUGACUGAUUUGAGCGAGGACAGUAGGCUACAGUCACGGUACUUUUGACUCCUAAAGGUAAACCGGCUGGGGUGGAUGUGGAAAGUUGGAAUAUUGUAUUGAGUUGAUCUGGAUUCGAUUAUCACACGGGAGUGAUCGCAUGGAUUAUAUAUCUCACUCAAAAUACUCCGGUAUUCAUGGUCACUCAGAAAAGAGGAAAACAUAAUUUAGCCAUGCAAAUUAUAAAAUACUUAAGUAAAGCUGAAGAAUAAAUCUUAAUAAAAUGAGUCAUUAUGGUUUAUUGAUUAUGAAAGUUCUGUGAUUUGUGGAUGACUGAUAAGCGUGAGUCUGGAGAAACAGGCGUACAUUUACUCAUUCUCAUGAUUGAAAUACGUAGCUUGCAUGUGUUACAUUAUUGUGU